AACCGCGGUAACUCUACGAGUACCUACUAGCAGUUUGCGUUGUACUAUUUUCAUAUACAAUGUAUAAGUUUGUUGUGUUCGCUCUGAUGGUGGUGGCCUGCCAGGCUAGGGAGCUGAAAAGGUGCCCGCUGGUUAGGGAGCUACGGGCCCAGGGUUUCCCUGAGAACAAGUUGAGAGAUUGGGUGUGCCUGGUGGAAAACGAAAGCCACGGGCGCACCGACGCCAAGGGCACGGUGAACAAGAACGGGUCGCGCGACUACGGGCUGUUCCAGAUCAACGACAAGUACUGGUGCAGCAACACCUCCACUCCUGGCAAGGACUGCCACGUCACGUGUGCUGACGUUAUGACGGACGACAUCACGAAAGCCUCAACGUGCGCGAAGAAGAUUUUCAAACGCCACGGAUUCCGAGCCUGGUACGGCUGGCGAAACCAUUGCGACGGGAAGCCCCUUCCUGACAUCAGCUCCUGCUAACUC
Cydia amplana is the source of this 476-nucleotide messenger RNA. Its product is annotated as lysozyme-like. Lineage: Eukaryota; Metazoa; Arthropoda; Insecta; Lepidoptera; Tortricidae. The record is from RefSeq and is a predicted model, not a curated record. The transcript is spliced from 3 exons. The coding region runs from base 60 to 473 and encodes 137 amino acids. Gene Ontology annotation, molecular function: lysozyme activity.